Molecule: messenger RNA, 1310 nt
Organism: Ectocarpus sp. CCAP 1310/34
Lineage: Eukaryota; Phaeophyceae; Ectocarpales; Ectocarpaceae
Source: the annotation of a GenBank genome assembly
UUGACUGUGGCCAGCAACGCGAUGUUCAGCUCUAGAACCAAGCACAUCGCGCUCCGGUUCUUCUUCCUCAGGGAACUCACGAAGGGGCACCGGAUGACUCUUCACCACCAACCUAGUGCCACGAUAUUGGCGGACAUCGCGACGAAACAUCUCCCGAAGCAGCGAUUCGCCACCAUCAUGCAACUCAUCAAGGACUACAAGUGCUAGAAAAUAUUAAGCACAAGAUCGCAUAUGGUUGAAUGUUUUGGACGCGUGUAUUGCUCACAGGAUGGAUUCAGUCAUGUGGAGGUCGAUAUUCUUUGAUAUGGAUUGGGAAUCGAGGGGUCGCAAGAAUGGCAGCGAAGUGAAGGUUGUUUGGAACAUCGGCUACUUGCCUAAUCGAGGGGUCGUGUCGAGGAAAACUGUUACAACGUAGUCAGGCACAGUUUACCAUAGGUGCGACUGCGGCAACUAGCCUUCCGUAGACAUAAUACAGAAAGAAGAGAUGGUACUCAGCAGAGAACAUGAGCACAGAGUUGUAGCGGAGAUAAUUUGGCAGGCGAGACUGUAGUUGUUUUAUUGUUCCGAACCCCGAAAUUCCGGUACUCGGGCCAUUACUCCGGAGACCCUCGGAACCUGCUGUGUUUUUGCUGCUUGGUUUUUUGUUUUUGUUUUGUUGUUGAGAUGAGACACAAGCGCGCCUUCGCCCCUUGUGCUUACUCUCAUCUAGCACCUAUUCNAAAAAUGGCGGCGAAGUGAAGUUUGGAACAUCGGCUACUUGCCUAAUCGAAGGGUCGUGUCGAGGAAAACUAUUACAACGUAGUCAGGCACAGUUUACCAUAGGUGCGACUGCGGCAACUAGCCUUCCGUAGACAUAACACAGAAAGAAGAGAUGGUACUCAGCAGAGAACAUGAGCACAGAGUUGUAGCGGAGAUAAUUUGGCAGGCGAGACUGUAGUUGUUUUAUUGUUCCGAACCCCGAAAUUCCGGUACUCGGGCCAUUACUCCGGAGACCCUCGGAACCUGCUGUGUUUUUGCUGCUUGUUUCUUGUUUUUGUUUUGUUGUUGAGAUGAGACACAAGCGCGCCUUCGCCCCUUGUGCUUACUCUCAUCUAGCACCUAUUCAAGCCUGACCAGGGAGUCAGUUGAUAAGAACAUCUAUCUGCAUUUCUCUUUCCAAAGCUCGCUCGGGCCUACCGAUCUCACAGCAGUGUAGACCAACCUCUGUGAUAGAGCGGUGACAGCAGUGUAACCUCUGUGGUAGACUACAAAGUCUACGAGCUAGAGCAGCACCGCCACCUCCGCUGCUGCAAGACGCCACAUACUGUGAC